This is a messenger RNA of Ilyonectria robusta, 759 nucleotides long. RefSeq lists its product as uncharacterized. The record is from RefSeq and is a predicted model, not a curated record. Lineage: Eukaryota; Fungi; Ascomycota; Sordariomycetes; Hypocreales; Nectriaceae. The coding region runs from base 1 to 759 and encodes 252 amino acids. The transcript is spliced from 2 exons.
AUGGGAGGUCAAGCCGGUCUGAAAUGCCUCCAAUGGAUGCUCAGAGGUGUGCAGCUCUGCGCAGCCGCUCUCAUCCUCGCUGUUUACACCUAUUUUCUCGCAACCCUCGCUGCUUAUCGCUUCCACAUCAGCACGAAGAUUCGGGCCGUGGAGGGCAUAUCCGGUAGCGCGAUGCUCUACUGCCUCCUUGGUCUGCUUCUCAUUUGUUGCAUCGGUGGCAAUCCUAUGGCGUCAUUCAUCGCGGUGAUAUUGGAUGUGGCCUUCAUGGCUUGCUUUAUUUAUCUCGCCGUUGCCAACAAACAUGGCGCUGGGAGUUGCAGGGGCGAGGUCAACACACCCUACGGGAUCGGAUUGGCAAAGUCAAAGGUCAAGGGAAAGAAGGGGGGGUCCUUAGUAUUGCCAUCUUAUCGAGUUGCGUGUCAACUACAGAAGGCUUGUCUAGCUGCAGCUAUUAUCAUGAUAAUACUCCUUCUCAUCUCAAUGAUCAUCAACUUUGCCCUCGCGCGCAGCCACUACGAGAAAAGUCGCACCGAAAACAAAGGCUAUGGCUAUGGGGAAGGAAACGGAUUCUUGGGCCGUACGAAUCCGGACGGCCAAUCGGAAAUGGUGCCCGAUGAUCUACCUCCGCAUACUCAACUUGACGAGAUGAGGGAUAGUUUCAGUCCUAGCAUUUCUAGCCAUACGAGGAUGAAUGGCUAUGGGAUAUCUGAUGAUUACGAACUACAUCCUCGGGUUCCUAAUCCCCCAUACCCAGUAUGA